Tachysurus fulvidraco (yellow catfish) is the source of this 1851-nucleotide messenger RNA. It is a transcript of the gene cdipt, whose product is annotated as CDP-diacylglycerol--inositol 3-phosphatidyltransferase (phosphatidylinositol synthase). The record is from RefSeq and is a predicted model, not a curated record. Gene Ontology annotation, cellular component: membrane; Golgi apparatus. The coding region runs from base 209 to 850 and encodes 213 amino acids. Lineage: Eukaryota; Metazoa; Chordata; Actinopteri; Siluriformes; Bagridae. Gene Ontology annotation, molecular function: CDP-diacylglycerol-inositol 3-phosphatidyltransferase activity. The transcript is spliced from 6 exons. Gene Ontology annotation, biological process: phosphatidylinositol biosynthetic process.
UAGAACAGCGUCGUCGGUUCUCCUACACUGUUUAGUACGCUAGUAUGCCUUGACGCUGCAGGGCGCGUUUCCUUUAAGCUCGCGAGCAGCAGGGAGCCGGAAGUGUGACGUCUUCGACACAAUCUUCGAGGAGAGACAGAGAGAGAGGGGUUUUGGGUCACUGGUUAUUACUGGAGCUCCGAGUUGAACCGAAAUCACGGCCAGUACGAUGGCCGAGGAAAAUAUCUUUUUGUUUGUCCCGAAUUUAAUCGGUUAUGCCCGAAUCAUCCUGGGUUUGUUAUCCUUCUGUUUAAUGCAGUGCUGUCCUGCUCCUGCUGUGUUUUGUUAUCUCUUAAGUGCACUGUUAGAUGCCUUUGAUGGACACGCAGCUCGAGCCCUUAAUCAAGGCACUAAGUUUGGUGCCAUGCUGGACAUGUUAACAGACCGCUGUGCCACUAUGUGCUUGUUAGUAAACCUGUCGCUUCUAUACCCAUCCUACACCUUCCUAUUCCAGUUAAGCAUGUGCUUGGAUAUUUCCAGCCACUGGCUGCACCUGCACAGUUCUGUGAUAAAGGGAGCCACCAGUCACAAGACCAUUGACCUUUCUGGCAACCCCAUUCUCAGGAUCUAUUAUACCUCCAGGCCAGUGCUGUUUUUCAUGUGCAUGGGGAAUGAACUGUUUUACUGUCUUCUUUACGUGAUCUACCACAUCGAAGAGCCACAAGUGUGGCUGCGGUGGCUGCUGGGAUUGUGUGCUGUUGUUUCCCUGUUGAAGUCCGGCAUAAGCGUCCUCCACCUCAUCACCGCCUCCCGUAACAUGGCUGCCAUCGACCUGGCCGACCGUGAAAGUGAGAGGAGUAAGAGCAAAUGAGAGAGAGAAAGGAGGGGGAACAAAUCUAGUGAUGUGGCUUAAUAUGGGAGAGGGAACGGGUAAAUAUAACGAGGGAAGACAUGUGGAGCUGGAAAUGUAAAAGUGGUCAAGGGCCAGUGUUCAUAGAAAUAAAUUGUGGGACCAUUUGGGCACUGAUGAUUUAUUUAUUUAUUCAUAGACUACUAGGAAUAAUGUUAUUAUUGUAGCAGAAUGCUGCUGUUUUCAUCUGAAUAUUACAUAUUAAAUAUUGUUUGCAUUUUCCCUUACCUCAUUCACAUAGUUAAGGUUUGCGUGUGUGUGUGUGUGUGUGUGUGUGUGUGAUAUCACAUAUUUAAAUUGUGGAAAAGUAAAACACCUUACUACCACUUCUAUUACCUUACCCCCCUUUUCCCGUAAACAGCCAUAUUCUCCUGAUCACUCAGACAUGUGCAUGUACACUUCAGUCCAACUGAAAGGUGCUUUAGGUUUUGUUUAUUUGAUUAAAUGUGAUUAUUGUUAUUUUUAAUUUUUUUUUGCUGUUUUUAUUUGCUGUUUUUAUAUUUGAACCUUUCAUUAUAUAUCCUAGUGUGAAUCGCUGAUGUGUGAGUACCAUAGUACACAAAUUUGUGUAUUCAUGACCAAUUAUCCCAAAAGGAGCAAUAUUCCUCUGUCAUCUAUAUCCUAAUGAUUGUAUUAUUGGAUCAUGCUUAGAGUAUUCUUGAAUAUGAUUGUACUCUUUCUAUUGUAUUAGGUUGUAUGGCGAUAAUUAUCUUUUCAUGGUUGGACUCAGUGGCUAUCUACUCCUAUUAGUUCUCUGUUUGUUUUAGACUAAAUGAAAGUACUUUCAUUAUUAUUAUUAUUAUUAUUAUUAUUAUUAUUAUUAUUAUUAUUAUUAUUAUUAUUAUUACAAGGUUAUUGCUCACAAGGUCAACAAGGACCUACAGAUCAACCACAGAAGGACAGAGCACUUACUUGCCUGUAGAUGUACUUGUUUGCAAAGUAAACGUUAUAUCUUCGUUGCA